Strongylocentrotus purpuratus (purple sea urchin) is the source of this 633-nucleotide messenger RNA. Its product is annotated as xaa-Pro aminopeptidase 2-like. The transcript is spliced from 6 exons. The record is from RefSeq and is a predicted model, not a curated record. Lineage: Eukaryota; Metazoa; Echinodermata; Echinoidea; Camarodonta; Strongylocentrotidae. Bases 91 to 633 code for a protein of 180 amino acids.
CCCUGGAUCCGCCACUGAAUAGACAACGGAUUCGGGAUUGCUCGUCUGUUGUCACUAUUGGAUCCUCCCUCUCCAAGUCCGGUAACAAAAAUGAAGUCGCUCCUUUUAUCCAUAUGCUGUAUUCUGGUUCUGUCACCAUGCUGGGCAGAACCGAUCGCAAUGUUCGACGUCGAUGAGGUUCCUCUCGUCCGUGGCAGAGCCAAAUCUCGAGAAAGACGAGCUGAUGGUGAUAGGGAACGAGACUGCUCUGCUUCACCGCCGAAUUAUCCAGACACUACAGUUGACACCACAGCACAGCUGGCUAAGAUCCGAGAAUACAUGGCACAGUAUGGCUACGACGCCUACAUUGUACCUAGUGAAGACGCCCACGGCAGUGAGUACAUCGCUGCACCUGACGCAAGACGUCCCUAUAUCAGUGGCUUCUCAGGAUCGGCAGGUCUGGCUGUGAUUACCAGCACAUUGUCUGCUGUGUGGACUGACGGACGCUAUUUCAUCCAGGCUGAACGCGAGAUGAUCUGUGAAUGGAUGCUCAUGAAGAGCGGCGAGGUAGGAGUUCCCAGCUCAGCUGAAUGGCUGAUUAGUGACAGCAUCGAUGCUACCAUGGGGGCCGACGACUACCUGAAGGAGCUAUGA